AUGAACGGCCGUCAGGUAGUUUCUUGGGGUAUCAAGUCGCAAGCCACCCAGAGCCAGAUCGUCAGUCAUGCCUUGUACGAGCCCGAUACCAAGUGGCACUAUCGAGAGUGUGGCGUCACUUAUAAGCGUGAGGGCGUUGAAAAACGUUUCUUCCACUUCGCGCCGCGCUCUGAAACUUCCGCUGCGAUGGAUGGCGGCCUUAUCGAUCUUCAGAUUUUCCGAUCCUACGGACGAAGGAGGAGAGCGCCUCAGCUUGACGACUUUCGCAGUCAAGACCAGUAUGGUAUCACAUCACCCACAGGAGGCCUCGUGGAGUCACCCCAAUAUCUCACAUUCUACGACUGGGUUCUCGUCGAUCCUGUUGACUCUCCAUUCGCCACAUUUCGCUUCUUCUACCGCACUUGGGAAAACUUGAAGGCGCUGAACCUCGUAUCAGAGGCGCAUUAUGAGGAACUGAUGGCCUUCAAUGCACAGAGUGGACAGCUGCCGAACAGACCCAAGACGCCAAAUCACAAUGAGACUGAAGGUUACACUCGCACCCAACUGAGACCAUUCGGUCUCGAAUCUCUUGACGGGCUUGUCUUUGAGGACAACAACACGAGUCGGAACAAGAUGAGAGGGAGGCAGAACUCAGCCGCUGAGAGAGAUUUCUACCUUGAAACACCACCCAAGCUCGCUCCUCCGGCCUUGAACCUGACCAGAAUGCCUCAGCCCAGCAAGCUAGCACGAGAGAUUCGGAAGGUGUCAGACACCCUUCGACCUCUACCAAUGCUUCCUGAUUUUGAACCUCCGAUCCGCAGGCAGUCGUUAGAAUCGACAAGGGCACCGUCAGUCACCCCGUCGCUCUUACCGUACAUUGACGAGUGGAGUGGUGGUGACGAGUUUGAGCUUGGGGUUGCCAGACGGGUGAUGCUGCCCUCGCUCUCUCAGGAACUCCCUGAGAUGGACCCGCGCCGUCCUCUCCCUUCUCCCCCCCGAGGACUUCCAGCAUCUUCAUCUGACUAUGACAUGACGCCUCCUUCUACGGGCGGCUUGGAGGUCCUCAAUCGGGUUGGGAGGCAACAGUACAUCGCCGCAGCGCAUGCGAAGUCGAUGAGGCUGAGAGCUGUUGAUAACUUUGACAACAUGAGCCUCUCUGAAGGAGAAUGGCUCAAGCGGAGUCCAUCGCCUUUGCGUCGCAGACAUGGAAGAUUGAAUCUCAACAUAUGGAAGGCUCGAGACACGAACGAGGGUCAGUGA
Molecule: messenger RNA, 1239 nt
Organism: Colletotrichum phormii
Lineage: Eukaryota; Fungi; Ascomycota; Sordariomycetes; Glomerellales; Glomerellaceae
Exons: 3
Coding region: 1-1239 (412 amino acids)
Source: RefSeq, a predicted model, not a curated record